GUUAUUAUAAGGUAGUAUUCGCCAAGUAACCAGCAUCCGUAUCUGCAUUAGCACCGCCUGAUCUUGGUAUUUAGGUCCGUAGUGGGUACUCUCAUAGGAGACACGUUUUGCUAUUAUUAGUUGUAGAACGAGCUGCGCAGGAUGAUGUAACACGGGCAUGGAAUAGCUCGUUCAACGUUGCCUAUCGCGGAAGAAGCUCCAGAAUCAGCCCUAAACCUCAUGCAGAUGUUACGUAUCGUAGAACGUCCAGGGGUACGAUGUGCUUUUGCUGAUUUUUUACCGAGGAUGCGUGGACAUGCACCCCACGACCAAUAUCCUUCCCGACAAAAGGAAGAAUAUCACACAAACCUGCAAUUGGAAGAGAAACCAACUUCCUAAUACAAGGUUUUUCCAUCUCCGACAACUAUUAUGGCUGAGAAUCCUAGUCAAAGUUCACCUGCCAUUACGGCCGAAUUGUGCGAAUGGGUAAACUCACUGCAAUUAGCGGAUAUCCCGGACGAUGUGGUAACAAGGACAAAAUACCUAGUCCUCGAUGGGUUAGGGUGUGCGAUUAUCGGGUCACGUUUGCCGUGGUCGGAAACGGGCACCAGGGCAGUUCUCUCUAUGGAAUCCGCCGGUUCGUGCUCAGUGUGGGGAUGGAAUAAGAAAGUCGGUCCGUUGGCAGCGGCGCUUCUCAAUUCAUCCUUCAUUCAAGCCUUUGAAUUAGAUGACUUCCACUCAGAAUCUCCAAUACAUUCCUCGUCUGUAGUGCUUCCCGCACUCUGCGCACUUGUUCAACAUGAUCAUUCAUCAAUAACUGAUUCACAAUUCCUACUUGCGGCAUUGAUCGGCUAUGAAGUUGGUCCACGAAUCGGCUUUGGUUUAUGGGGUGGUGACAUUCUCAGCCGUGGAUGGCAUUCCGGGGCUGUGUUUGGACCUGCAGCAGCAGCUGCCGCAUCUUCAAAGCUCUUGGGUCUCAGUGUCGAGAAGAUCGAAGAUGCAAUUGGCAUUGCUUGCACACAAGCUUGUGGGCUUAUGAGUGCGCAAUACGGUUCUAUGGUGAAGCGUAUGCAACAUGGCUUUGCUUCACGCAAUGGUCUAUUUUCAGCCAUCAUGGCGUCUCAAGACUAUACUGGCAUUGAUAAAGUUCUUGAGACUCCUUAUGGCGGGUUUAUCUCUACUUUUGGGAAUGGUGGAACACGGGAUCCACCUACAACACCUCACCGGAUCACUGAGAACCUAGGGAAGAAUUGGGAGCUUCAGAACAUCAAUGUGAAGCCUUAUGCCAGUAUGGCCGCCACACACGGAACCAUUGACUGUAUUAGGAAGGUUCAAGAACAGCAUCCGGACGUCUUGAGUGAUGUGGAGGCGAUAGAUGAAAUUGUCGUAGAGAUGUCGGAACCGGCAUUCAAAAAAGGUGGCUGGUCACCAAAACGACCGGUUGAGAUGACAAGUGCGCAAAUGAGUGCACCGUAUGCUGCGGCAUCUCAGAUUGUAGAUGGAGCUGUUCUUGUAGGACAGUUUACUCCCGCCAGCCUUGACCGUGAUGAGGUAUGGAAGUGGGUAGACAAGAUCCAGUGUGUGCACAACACGGAAUUCAACAAAGAUAAGAAGACCAUGUGGUUUCAACGGAUGACGACCACUUUCAAAGACCAGACAAGAGAGAAGAUAGAGGUCUUCGUGGAGGCACCGAGAGGUGUGAAACCGCUGCUGACCAAUGAAGAGAUACGGGAGAAAUGGAAAAUGCUUACAGGGGGUAUUAUUGACGUAGAAACACGGGAUAGAAUCGAGCAGAUAGUGCUCUCUCUAGGAAGCGGAGCAGAUUUGGCUGAGCUAGUUGAGUUGUUAGGCCGAGAUACUGAAAAGUUGCGUGGUUUCUGAUCGACACAUAAGAAAUACAUAGAUAGUCGGGCUAGAAUUGGGCAUAUACUGACGGCUUGAGCGCAGAAAAUUAAAAAAAAAAAAUUCUAUCUUGAUUAUCACACCAUGCUGUUCAUUCGAGAUAUGCAGUUGAAUUUUAGUCUAGGACGGAUCUUGGUAUGAUUGGAUGCUUAUCAAAAAACAAUCCGCGGCGGAGCUACCGACCUUCAGCUACUUAUAUAAGUACCCCCAUGCACAC
This is a messenger RNA of Hypoxylon trugodes, 2098 nucleotides long. RefSeq names its product 2-methylcitrate dehydratase PrpD. Bases 409 to 1860 code for a protein of 483 amino acids. The transcript has 3 exons. The record is from RefSeq and is a predicted model, not a curated record. Gene Ontology annotation, molecular function: lyase activity. Lineage: Eukaryota; Fungi; Ascomycota; Sordariomycetes; Xylariales; Hypoxylaceae.